Messenger RNA from Puccinia graminis f. sp. tritici CRL 75-36-700-3, 918 nucleotides. RefSeq lists its product as uncharacterized. The record is from RefSeq and is a predicted model, not a curated record. NCBI's taxonomy places the organism in Eukaryota, Fungi, Basidiomycota, Pucciniomycetes, Pucciniales, Pucciniaceae. The transcript is spliced from 4 exons. The coding region runs from base 1 to 918 and encodes 305 amino acids.
AUGAUGUUGACCCGGUCGAUGCAGAGAGAGAACUUGGAGUUCCUGGAUGGGAACACAACGACGAUGGUGACAAUGAGCACGAAGCGGACGAGUCUGGGAUCGAUUGACUAUAUCUGCCGACGAAUCGCGGGAUCACCCCAGAAGCAGGCUGAAUGGAAACUAUGGGCCAAGACUCUUGGUUACAAAGGACGAGGGGUCAUUGGCGGCUACGGAAUAAGAUGGAACAUAGCUUACGACAGCAGGCAGCGCGCAUACGAAGGCCGCCGGGUCAUAAAACAGCUCUUGGAGAACGAGUCUGAGAAGUAUGUCGGGCGUUCGGCCGCUAAACACUUUUUCAACUCAUACGAGUUGUCGUCGAAGGAAUGGGACGAUGUCAACUCCCUCAAUCAGGUAUUAAAGGAGUUUCUUGAGAUGACCAAAAGGUUAGAGGGUGAUGGACCCAAGCUGCCAAUGUUACUGUACGAGUACGCUCGCCUCCUUGCCUCCUUAGAGAAGAAGAAAAUUGCUGCCGAAUCGACUGCGUUGGAACGGAUGUUCGAUCCGAUGAUCACCAUCACCAAGAAAUACCUUGACCUGGCGGUUCACUGCAACACAGUCAUCAUGGCGACAUUUCUGCACCCCGCCUGGAGGAUGAUGCUGUUCACCGACCGGUAUCCCCUUCACCUCCAGCGGAUCAACAAGCUGAUCUUGGAUGUCUUCACCGAUCGCGACGAACUCUUAAAGACCCAGCAACCCAAUGCAUCUCCUCCAAAGUGCACCCAAUCAGAAGCAAAUGCGUCCGGGAUAGACUCCGAUUCUGAUGGGGAUGCAUUCAAUUACUACCCAAUGAACGGUGACACAGUUGAUGUGAGCCUGGGUCUCAAUAGUGACAGCAGGACACAAGGUUUUGGGGGGCACUUUUAUAUGUAUUUCUUAUAA